Messenger RNA from Rangifer tarandus platyrhynchus (Svalbard reindeer), 1545 nucleotides. NCBI's taxonomy places the organism in Eukaryota, Metazoa, Chordata, Mammalia, Artiodactyla, Cervidae. The record is from the annotation of a GenBank genome assembly.
AUGGGCGCGCUGGCCCGGGCGCUGCUGCUGCCGCUGCUGGCUCAGUGGCUCCUGCGAGCGGCCCCGGCGCUGGCCUCCGCGCCCUUCACGCUGCCUCUCCGAGUGGCCUCGACCACCAGUCGGGGGGCUGUGCCUACCCCAGGGCCCGGACCCCCCGCUGAGCCCCGCGCGGAUGGCCUGGCGCUCGCCCUGGAACCCGCUGGGAGUGCGGCCAACUUCUUGGCCAUGGUGGAUAACCUGCAGGGGGACUCCGGCCGCGGCUACUACCUGGAGAUGCAGAUUGGGACCCCCCCGCAGAAGCUGCAGAUACUCGUUGACACCGGAAGCAGCAACUUUGCCGUGGCUGGGGCCCCACAUCCCUAUAUCGACUCUUACUUUGACGCAGAGAGGUCCAGCACAUACCGCCCCAAGGGUUUUGAUGUCACUGUGAAGUACACACAGGGGAGUUGGACCGGCUUCGUUGGGGAGGACGUGGUCACCAUCCCGAAAGGCUUCAACAGUUCUUUUCUUGUCAACAUCGCCACCAUAUUUGAGUCAGAGAAUUUCUUUCUGCCUGGGAUUAGAUGGAAUGGAAUACUUGGACUGGCUUAUGCUACGCUGGCCAAGCCUUCAAGUUCUCUGGAGACCUUCUUUGAUUCCCUCGUGGCACAAGCAAAAAUCCCCAACGUAUUCUCCAUGCAGAUGUGUGGGGCCGGACUGCCAGUAGCUGGAUCUGGUACCAACGGAGGUAGUCUUGUCCUAGGUGGAAUUGAACCAACUUUGUACAAAGGAGACAUCUGGUACACCCCUAUUAAGGAAGAGUGGUAUUAUCAGAUAGAAAUUCUAAAAUUGGAAAUUGGAGGCCAGAGCCUUAAUCUGGACUGCAGAGAGUACAAUGCGGACAAGGCCAUCGUGGACAGUGGCACCACGCUGCUGCGCCUGCCCCAGAAGGUGUUUGACGCCGUGGUGGAGGCUGUGGCCCGCACGUCUCUGAUUCCAGAAUUCUCUGAAGGUUUCUGGACUGGUUCCCAGCUGGCAUGCUGGACGAAUUCUGAAACACCUUGGUCAUAUUUCCCGAAAAUCUCCAUCUACCUGAGAGACGAGAACUCCAGCAGAUCAUUCCGUAUAACUAUCCUGCCUCAGCUUUACAUUCAGCCCAUGAUGGGGGCUGGCCUGAAUUAUGAAUGUUACCGGUUCGGCAUCUCGCCAUCCACCAACGCACUGGUGAUUGGUGCUACGGUCAUGGAGGGCUUCUACGUGGUCUUUGAUAGAGCUCGGAAGAGAGUGGGCUUUGCGGCCAGCCCCUGUGCAGAAAUCGCAGGUGCUCCGGUGUCUGAAAUUUCUGGGCCUUUCUCAACGGAGGACAUAGCCAGCAACUGCGUCCCUGCCCUGCCGUUGAACGAGCCCAUUUUGUGGAUCGUCUCCUAUACUCUCAUGAGCGUGUGUGGAGUCAUCCUUCUUGUUUUAAUCACCCUGCUGCUACUUCCGGUCCGGUGUAGGCAUCACCCCCGAGAUCCCGAGGUGGUCAACGAUGAGUCCUCGCUCGUCCGGCAUCGCUGGAAAUGA